AAUUCUCUCUCUCAUCGAUCUCUCUUUUAUAAUUAUUCUUUAUUAAUCAACAAACAAAUACAAUUCUCUCGCUCCUUUAAAUUAAACCAUGAUUGAUUUCCUCUUGAGUCUGUCAAAUUAAUUAAGCGAAGCUAGCUUCUGCUUCUUCGAUCGAUGGGAGAAGCAACAGCUGUGGUUGGUGAUCAUGGUGGUGACCAUUUCGAUAGCUGUCCGGCAGCUACAUCCAGCAGCAGAAAACAGACUAAUACUAAUAAUAAUUAUGGGAUGCUUGUGAAGAACCCGGGUGUGUCGAUACUUGUGUCUGUGUUUUUGCUCACUGUUUUCGUCACUGGAGCUAUUUUCACUCGUUGGGUUGACGUUUCUAUCAUAACAGCCCAAUUUCGUCAAAAAGAAAUUUCCACCUUCCAAGAAAGUGAAAGCACAAACAACGACAGUAGUAGUAGUAGUUCAACCCCCGAAUCAUGUCCCGAAUACUUCCGAUGGAUUCACGAAGACUUGAAGCCAUGGAAGGAUACCGGAAUCACAUUAGAAAUGGUGGAAAAAGCUAAAGAAAAGGCGCAUUUCAGGUUAACCAUAGUCGACGGAAGGCUUUACAUGGAGAAAUAUGAUUAUGUGUUCCAAACGCGUGACGUGUUCACCAUUUGGGGGAUCCUACAACUCCUUGAAGUCUACCCUGGAAAGGUCCCGGACCUUGACUUGAUGUUCAUGUGUCACGACUGGCCGUUGGUCCUUAAAAGAGAUUAUCCCGACAACACGAGUAUCAUUCCGCCACUUUUCCAUUAUUGUGGCGAUGAUUUAACUUAUGAUAUCGUUUUCCCCGAUUGGUCGUUUUGGGGUUGGCCAGAAGUGAAUAUAUUGCCAUGGGUGAAAUUAAGCAAGGAUUUAGAACAAGGGAACAAAAUGAAAAAAUGGAUAGAAAGGGAACCAUAUGCGUAUUGGAAAGGGAAUACACACACUGGGAGGGCUCGAAAAGAUCUUGCCAGGUGCAACUCUGAUGAUCAUCAUGCCCAAAUCCACCAUUUGGAUUGGAGAAGGGGGUUUAAAGAUACGGACUUAGCAAGUCAGUGUACCCAUAGGUACAAAAUAUACGUCGAAGGGAAUUCAUGGUCAGUUAGCGAGAAAUAUAUUCUGGCUUGCGACUCGAUGAGUCUGGUCAUAACUCCUCAUUACUAUGACUUUUUCUCGAGAGGUUUAACCCCAACUGUUCAUUAUUGGCCUAUUAACGAACGCAAAAAAUGCGAUUCCAUCAAGUUUGCUGUUGAGUGGGGAAAUAACAAUACGGAAAAGGCGCAAGAAAUUGGAAAAAGGGGAACUGAAUUCACCGAAAACGAAUUACAAAUGAAAUUCGUCUAUGAUUACAUGCUCCAUCUUCUAACAGAAUAUUCAAAGCUUUUCAAAUACAGACCAUUUGUCACAAAAAACGCCGUUGAAGUUUGUUCAUGUUUAGAUAAAGGUAUGGUGAAAGAGUUUAAGGAAAUAUCGAAGGCAAAAGGUCCAUCCCAGAACGCUCCAUGCACUAUGCACCCUCCUUACGAUGCCGAGGAACUUCAGUCUUUGAUAGAAAAGAAACUAAACUUGACGAGGCAAGUCGAAAUGUGGGAAGCAAGGGGGCACGUUUAACACUCAUGAAGAUGUUCAUAAAAGAUUUUCAAACCAAUUUUUUAAUGGGUAUAAUUUAUAGUUGUUGAUAUAACUUAUAGUUUUUGACGUGUUAAAACAAGUGUACUAUUAUUAUGGUAUAUAUAACGGGACAAUAAAUGGAUUGGAUAUAAGGUUUAGGCAUAAGUUGAAAGGAAGGCAAUAAACGAGUUAUAUUUGAGCCAUGAUACUGACUGAUUCAACAAUGACAUGUUAUCUCCAAUGACUAAAUGCGUACAAAUGUCAAUAUUUGCUUUAAUUCUGUAAUAUUCAGCAACAGUUGAUUGCACAAUUAUAAUUUAAAGCAUAGUUUACUUUCA
This is a messenger RNA of Erigeron canadensis, 1958 nucleotides long. Its product is annotated as protein O-glucosyltransferase 1-like. Lineage: Eukaryota; Viridiplantae; Streptophyta; Magnoliopsida; Asterales; Asteraceae. The record is from RefSeq and is a predicted model, not a curated record. The transcript has 6 exons. Bases 154 to 1620 code for a protein of 488 amino acids.